CAUUGGCAGAAAAGCUUAAAGGGUAAGGCAAAAAGAAAUAGUGAAUGCAUGGCUCCUAAACGUGAGAAGAUGGUGAUAAGAUCCACGAAGAAAGUAGUGGAAUCAAGUGUGGAAGUUUCGGUUGUAGGAAGCACCAGCACCAAAAGAAAAACCCGUGGAAACAAAGAUAAUAUUCACACAACAGAUGAAGAAGUUGUGAGUGGCCAAGAGCAUGUGAAGGUCAUUCCCAUUCCCAUUCAAGAAGUGGCUUCUCAUGCACAAAAGGAUUCCCCUAUAUCUGCCAUCACCACUGAAAACAAAGGUGAUCAAGAGAAUACCACUAAUCAAGAUUAUGGUGAAGGAGUGCAAACUCAAAAGGAAGAGAAUGAGGAAGUGAAGAAGGCAAAAAAGAGGGGGAGAAAGAAAAGAGGGAGGAAAAGAAGUGAAGAAGGGUACCAAAGGUAUGUGUAUAAGGUGUUGAAGCAAGUCCACCCUGAAAUGGGGAUUUCUUCAAAGUGCAUGACUAUUGUGAACAACUUGAUGAAUGACAUGUUUGAGAGGCUGGCUUUUGAGGCUUCUAGGCUUAAGGAUUACACAGGGCACGUGACACUGUCUUCAAGGGAGAUUCAAGGAGCAGUGAAGCUGGUUUUGCCAGGAGAGCUUGGGAAGCAUGCCAUUGCUGAAGGGGUCAAAGCUAUCAACACCUACACUACCUAUCAUGCAUAGCAUCUAAUUAGAUAUUAGAUCAUAUGAAUGUAUAUAUAUGUACUUAGUUGUUGUAUGGUUAAUUAGUUGAUGUGUACUGUGUUUAAUUACUAGAGAUGUGUUGUUUUGGCUUUUGCAUUUUGGAGAAGCAGCAACAAAUGGAAUAUUGUUGCCUGUUUUAUGUAUGGUUGCUUCAUAGGGUUAGAGUUGUAGAUUACUAAUUGUUUCCUUGUGACCUGUGUCUAUGUGUAAUGCAAGUAGUUAGUUACUUCCAUUAUCA
Molecule: messenger RNA, 964 nt
Organism: Cajanus cajan (pigeon pea)
Lineage: Eukaryota; Viridiplantae; Streptophyta; Magnoliopsida; Fabales; Fabaceae
Cellular component (GO): nucleosome
Molecular function (GO): DNA binding; protein heterodimerization activity; structural constituent of chromatin
Source: RefSeq, a predicted model, not a curated record